AUGCCCCCCCUCCCCCUCACCAUCAACCUCCAUUCCCCCCGCUUCGUCGUCGUCGACAAACCCCCCGGCCUCCUCUCCGUCAAAGGCAAGGGCCCCGACAAGACCGACUGCGUCGCCGAGCGCGUCCGCGCCCACUUCCCCGACGCCACCGGCCCCAUCGUCGUCCACCGCCUCGACAUGGACACCUCCGGCCUCCUCGUCCUCGCCCUCGACGCCGACGCCCAGCGCGACCUCUCCAAACAAUUCGAGGCCCGCACCGUCCACAAGACCUACACAGCGCUCCUCGACGGAACACUCGAACCCGACGAAGGAACCAUCGACCUCCCCAUCCGCGCCGACAUCGACAACCGACCCAUGCAGAUCCACGACCCCGAACGCGGCAAACCCUCCCUCACCAACUUCCGCGUCCUCGCGCGCGAGAACGGGACGACACGCGUCGAGUUCACCCCCAUCACCGGCCGCUCCCACCAGCUCCGCGUCCACGCCGCCCACCCCCUCGGCCUCGGCCUCCCCAUCCUCGGAGACGUCCUCUACGGCGACGAGCACUCCGCCCCGCGCCUCAUGCUCCACGCCACCACACUCGAAUUCGACGACCCCGGGACCCGCGAACGCGUCCGCGCCCGCUCCGACGCCCCCUUCUGA
Messenger RNA from Symbiodinium necroappetens, 642 nucleotides. The record is from the annotation of a GenBank genome assembly. NCBI's taxonomy places the organism in Eukaryota, Dinophyceae, Suessiales, Symbiodiniaceae.